Saccostrea cuccullata (small rock oyster) is the source of this 4705-nucleotide messenger RNA. RefSeq names its product disintegrin and metalloproteinase domain-containing protein unc-71-like. The transcript is spliced from 26 exons. Gene Ontology annotation, biological process: proteolysis. Gene Ontology annotation, molecular function: metalloendopeptidase activity. The record is from RefSeq and is a predicted model, not a curated record. Bases 92 to 4279 code for a protein of 1395 amino acids. Lineage: Eukaryota; Metazoa; Mollusca; Bivalvia; Ostreida; Ostreidae.
GAACAGAAGCAUUUUGACAGUGAGCGAGUGAUUUUCGAGAUGUAAAUAAAUAUCGGUAAAAUGUAGUAAUUCUGGGAUUAUUGUGCACAAGAUGGGGACACAGCGUGUCCUCUUUUAUUUUUAUGUGAUAUUGUGUGGGAUCGAGCUGGACUUGAUCGUGAAUUCAGAGAAGAUCCGAUUUGACUAUGUUCAACUUCUACAACAAAUCCCUCCAGACACCCCCCUACCUUACGAAAUCAUCUUCCCCAAACGAAUCCUGACCAAAGGCAAGACCGCAGGGAUAUCAACCCGAGAAUCGAAGAUCGGACAUCAUGGGACGUACGAACACAUAGAACAAGUGACAUUUCAGCUCGUGGUCGACGAAGAAACUCACAAAAUCAAACUUCAGAGAAACAGUGCUCUUUUGUCCAAUGGAAUCAGUGUCAAACAGUACCUUACCAAAAAUCAGCAAAUCAUUUCCAAGACUGUAGAACACUGUUACUAUCAUGGUGAAGUGAAGCGUGACGGCUGGUCAAGCGUGGCGGUCAGCACCUGUAAUGGAAUCAGGGGAAUCAUAAAUCUGAACAAUGUGACCUACAUAAUACAUCCACUGAGGGGAGAUUUAGGGAUGAGACACCCACACCUUGUGUUUAAAGCUUCAAGAGAAAUCCUGGAGAGUUGUGGUAAUGACUUUGGUCAGUGGAAGCCAUUUGAUCAGCUUCACCCUGCCGAGUUCAGACAGAGAGUCAGCUAUCUCAGGGCUCUACAGGCUUCUAACCCAGAGCAGAAGAGGAAAGAGAGAACAAUCAAGCUGGGUCUGAUACUGGAUAAAAAAUCUAUAGACAAACUGAACCUUUCACUGACAGGAACCAUUGAUUAUGCCUUACAGACAGUGAACGCUGUAGACUUGUAUUACAGUACUUUAGGGGUCCGUAUGUCUCUGGUUUACCUAGAACUCUGGAAUCGUGGGGACCUGGUGACUGUAUCCUCAAACCUACGAGAGAAUUUAAAGCGUCUGUUACAGUACAAAUCAUCAUCUCUAGAAGACAAACCUCAUACAUUGCUACAUCUUGUUACUGGUGAAAGUCUACAGAACAACUCAAUGGGGAUGUCUGUACCGGACUCUGUGUGUACUGACAGGGCAGUAGGGAUCAGUAAGAGCCCCUCCUUUACUGAGCCCCAGAAGUUGGCCUCUGUUCUCGCUCAUAUGAUUGGUCACAACUUAGGACUCAAGCAUGAUGAAGAUGGUGGCUGUUCUUGUGAGGAUGAAUUUGGCUGUAUUAUGUCGACACAUGUACUAACAAAAACCGGCCUCCAGGCGCGGAAGUUUUCCUCGUGUAGUCGUGAAGAUCUAGAGGUGGCUCUAAGUGUAGAUGUGGCCUCCUGUCUGGAUACUCAGCCAGAGAAAGAGGAGACAUUUAAACAGAAAUGUGGAAACCUGAUUGUUGAGAGAGGUGAAGAAUGUGACUGUGGGUCAGCAGAGCAAUGUCAGCUAACAGAUCCAUGCUGUGAUCCGGACACAUGUUUCCUCAAAUCCUGGGCCCAGUGUAAAAGUGGGACCUGUUGUCACAACUGUACAUUUCUGCCGAGUCAUUAUGUCUGUCGGGAGCAGUCUACAGAUUGUGAUGUCCCAGAGAUGUGUCCAGGAAACAGUGGAGAGUGCCCGGUCAAUAACUAUGUUGCUGAUGGCUACCCCUGCUCUUACAACACCGGCUACUGUAUCAGUGGGAUCUGCCCCACCCUGAGGGAGCAGUGUCAGUACAUCUGGGGGGAGGAUUCAUCAGGAGCGGACCUACAGUGCUUCGAGAAGUUUAACCCCACGGGGAACUUCAACGGACACUGCGGCAGGAACGAGGAGACAGGAUGGUUCUCUAAAUGUCUGCCAGAAAAUAUCCAGUGUGGCCUGUUACAUUGUGAAGGAGGACAUAAACUUCCUCUUCUGAAUUUUGACAAAAGUUUUUCCAAAACCACCGUCUUCAGCAACGGAAAGGAGUAUGACUGCAAGGCUAUUUAUGGACCAGCUGUGAUGUCAUUGCCUCACUUUGGACUGGUACAGGAAGGUACGAAAUGUGGAGAAGGCAAAGUUUGUCGCAACAAACAGUGUGUUACCAUGCCAACAGUUCCCAGCAUGCUCUGUCCUGGAUCUAAGGGCAAUGUGGCUUGUUCUGGGAAUGGGGUUUGUACAAAAACCGGAGCCUGUUUCUGCCACCAGGGGUGGAGCGGUCACAACUGCUCCUCGCUGGCACCAAUCACCAUGACAACAGGAGUGUGGUCCCUGACCAGCACCGCUAGGACGACCGUGGCUCCCAGCCCCACCACUACAGUCACAGAGAAACCACCGGUAGUGGUCCCCUUAGUGACCCCUGAUGAUGCCGUCCCUUCUGUCUAUGUUGCGGAGGAUGAAGGACUCAGUACUCAAUGGUUGAUGGUUAUACUUGGCGGGGUUGUCCUUAGUCUGGUGUUUUUCCUUCUUUUAACCUUCCUCUGUUAUAGGAGGAAGACCCCAGUCAAACUGGUCGGAGGUAAAAAGGGCUUCUUUGGAUUUAAAAAGAAGGGAGAGCACUCAGAAAACAAGACAAAGAACCUUAAAUUUGGAUCCAUGCCUUCAUACAAGUCUGAGGGAUUCUUUGGUCGGAGGAAAAAGAAACCCUUGGCGAGUGAGGAGGAGAGUGAUUUAGAGUUACCUCCCCCUCCUAUUAUUGUUUGUGACCCUGACAGUGCCCGGCCCGAGCGUGGCAUCCUUAAGAAUCUCGCAGUGCGUGUCAGUUCAGAUGAGAGGAGGUCCAGCAGCUCCCAGACUGAGCGAUCAGAGUCGACAUGUGACCACGAUGAAAGGGAAGCUUACGAAGAGGAAGAGGACGCGGAGGCGACAGAGGUCAGGGACAUCCUGAGUCGUCUCCAUGCCAACGACCCCUAUGACCCCGAGAAGUCCAUGGAGAUGUUGGAUCAGUUAGCGGAGGAGACAUCAAGCUUCGAUUUUAUUCUCCCCAACCCGGGACUGGGAAGCACCAGAUCCGAGUCCCCGCGGAAGAAUCAGACGUACGACUUCCCAGUCAGUGGAGCCAAGAGGCCGACUUUGUGGAAGAACAGCCCCAAAGUCUCACCUCCCAAGUCAAAGAUUGUGCGUAUGAAUUUCAGUGAACUGAUGCAGGAGAUAGACCGGCACCGUACAGUGGAGUUAUCUCCCUCGCCAGACGAACUCACUGCUCAGGUGUCACCCACCACGUCAGAGGAGAUCAGGAGUUCCUCUACAGAUGACCGUGCGUACAACACAGGCCAGAGUCCACAAUCGGUCACCAGUGGUAGUACCAGGGACACCUACCAGCCCUUCCCUCUCAGUCACUGGACCAAGCUUAGCUCCACUCCUCUCUAUGAUAUCGACUCCUCCAUGCCUAACAUCCCACCCCCAAUGUCUCCUCUACAUCUACGCAGCAUCAACUUCUCCAACAUAGGAGUGCUGAAUCGAGACUUUAAUGACACUCCACUGGGCAGUCAGUUAGAUGGCUGCUCGACUAAUGGCACAGCUAACUCUCGUUGUGGAUAUGAGAAGAGUUCAGGAUACGGAAGUGAACACGAUCCCGCCGAGAGAUUCAGUCUGGAUGAGGCCUCGGGCCCUGGGUCUCGGGCCGCGUCAGCAUCACCCCCAGCAUACAGUGCUGUGCUACGAAGCGGACCACACCAAAUAAAGUUACUUCCUGUCCGCAGACUUCAUGAGGGCGGACUAGACGACCAUCAAAGUCUGCAGCGUCUGUUACAAGAACUGCCGAGGAUCGAUGCAGGGGCUUAUGAACGAAGUCCUUUAGUCAACCCUGUACAGGGAGUCAAUAAAAUAGAAGGAAAAUGUAUGAGGGAGGACGUGAACUUUACAAAGGAGGGAGCGCAUGAGGACUGUCCCCUCCUCACUAACUCUGACGUCUCCUAUGUAGGUCAAAGUGACAUCAGUGGAGUAGGUAACAUGGAGGAAAGCUUCCCUCUGGUUGGCUACUCUGAAGACCUAGAGGAAAAACUAGGUCACCUCAUUCAGAAAGAGGCUCUGGGUGGAGACACAGCUUUACAGCAUUGUGACAAUCAGAAUGACCUUGAUUCUCACCAGAAGGUGAAAUCAAAUGACCUUCAAGGCCAGAUCAGUGACCUUGACCUAGAUAGUGCUCCCUGCAUUGACUGCAGUCUCGAGUCAAUUCCUCACACCAUGAAACAGUGCAGAAAGGUCACAAGAGUAAAGGGCAGGAAAAGGCCAGAUCCUGCAAAGAAUGAACCAACAGAAUCAGUUGCCAUGACAACACAAAUGUUACCUGUUUAGAUUUCUUAUGUUUAAGAUUGACUGAUUUUUGUGUUAAAUUUUUGUAUUAUUUGGAUCUCAUUUUUAAUUCAUUUUACAUGUAGUUGUUUUGUUUUUUAUGUUGAUCUGUGUUUUUACUUUUUAUUAGAUCUGAUAGAUUUCAUCUGAUAGAUUAUAUUGCGUUGUUUUUUUGUUUUGUUUUUUGUCAGUAAGUGGACUUGUAUUUGAUAGAUUAUGUAAAAAAAAUUAAUAUUUUAAUGCCCGUGGUUGUGUGACCAAAUUUACUGUCGAAUAAUUUUAUUCUCAUUAAAAUUAUAUGAUUUUUUAAGGUUGUAAAACCCCUGUGUUUUUACAAAAAAUUUUAUCUUUUGAGUAUUUUAAGUUUGUGUGAUGUAACAGAUGUGUGCAAUAUUAAUUAUACUACAUUAUAACAUCAUCUUAUAUAAU